UAGGAUUUGAAUUUUCUAGGGAUACAAUUUUGAGUUUUACGAACACGGGAGAGAAAGAAAUCAACCGGCACAGAGACUUGAUUUCUGCUCUAUAAACCACUUGUUCAGCUCUCGGGUGAAGAUGAUCUCUCGCGAGGAGAUGAUUAGACGCGGUAAACAGAUGGACACUUUGGAGUAUAAACCUGUGACCCUUAGAGCAUCUACAAUGGUGCGAUCAAAAACCAAAAAUCAAAGACCAAAAACAAGGAUCAAAUUUGAGUUUAGUCCGUAGUGGUAUCUUAGGAUAGAAGAGUAAAUCUGGUCAGGAUCACAUAUAAUAUUUGCCCCAUCACAAUGAUCACAUAUAAUGUCGGUCCCAUUUGGUCAGGAUCACGUAUAAUGUCCGCCCCAUCACAAGGAUCACAUAUAAUGUCCGCCUCAUCACAAGAAUACUUUAUACGUUCGUCCCAUCACAGGAUCACUUUAUACGUUCGCCUCAUCACAUGAUCACUUUAUACGUUCGCUCGACUAUAUUUGGUUUUGGUCUUGGUCCCAGACCAAAUAUAGCAUGGGAUUUGGUUUUGGUCCAGCUUUUACUCGAUAGUCUGUCCCACUGUAUCUCGUUCAUUGACCAAAUAUAUAGGUUUGAUUGUCCACUGCAGUUGCUCUUAAGGAGUAUAAGCCUUAUUGGGAGCCACUUCCAAUCAUGAUCCCCAAUCCUGAGGGUUUUUCUUAUAGCCUUAUCUAAAUGCCCCCCUGUUCUUUACCCUCUUUCUCAUUUUUACCCGAUGAAAAACCUGUUUCAUUUCGUCUCCCAACCAACGAUAAGCUCCCUUUUGGAUAUAAAGAAUUUGCUUUAUUAGAUAGUGGUUAUCAUCCUCUAUCCCAGGAAGUAGGGUACAAAGAAGGUUGGUAUGAUAUGACCUGGGAGGAGGGACCUUGCGACUAUUCCAAGUAUUAUCGUGAUCCUAGUAAAGAAAAGCCGCAUUUUAAGGUUCAAAUAGCAGGUCCAGAGGAUUAUCCAAGUUUGAGGAUGGCAGAGGCUUCCAUGUCGUCCUCGACUUUAUCUACUUCUACGAAGGAAUGACGGCUUCUGACCAGGGUAUGGCAGAAGAAGGGCAGAACUCUCCUCACAGUAGCAGGGUUUGAAUGACCCUCUUUCAUAGCUUUGUGUGCUAACUCUGAAGUAAUAUCUUUUGUUUUUGACUCACUCUCUAAUUAAGGAUUUACUUCUCCGCUGCCCACAAAGAUUGUGCUCUAAGGACACUUAAAUUUGGGUCUGAAGCCUUCAUUUCUUAAUGAUGUGUUUUUGGUCUA
Molecule: messenger RNA, 1296 nt
Organism: Papaver somniferum (opium poppy)
Lineage: Eukaryota; Viridiplantae; Streptophyta; Magnoliopsida; Ranunculales; Papaveraceae
Exons: 4
Coding region: 728-1066 (112 amino acids)
Source: RefSeq, a predicted model, not a curated record